Photinus pyralis (common eastern firefly) is the source of this 2620-nucleotide messenger RNA. RefSeq names its product protein transport protein Sec23A (gene Sec23). The record is from RefSeq and is a predicted model, not a curated record. Gene Ontology annotation, molecular function: zinc ion binding; GTPase activator activity. Bases 152 to 2485 code for a protein of 777 amino acids. The transcript is spliced from 11 exons. Gene Ontology annotation, biological process: endoplasmic reticulum to Golgi vesicle-mediated transport; COPII-coated vesicle cargo loading; COPII-coated vesicle budding. Gene Ontology annotation, cellular component: endoplasmic reticulum exit site; COPII vesicle coat. Lineage: Eukaryota; Metazoa; Arthropoda; Insecta; Coleoptera; Lampyridae.
UGAACUAUUGACAACUGUAGUUAGGAGUAGUUCAAAGUAAACACACCUUCUGAAGCAACGCUGCAAUUUCUUUGUAAUGUGCUGGUGACAGCUGACGUGGAGUUUUGUGAACAGUUAUGUUUUUAAACGAAUUUUUCAAUUAAAGUUUUAGAUGGCUACCUUCGAAGAAUACAUACAGCAAAAUGAAGACAGGGACGGGGUCCGUUUCACAUGGAACGUCUGGCCGUCAAGUCGUAUAGAAGCGACUCGUUUAGUUGUCCCUUUGGGAUGUUUAUAUCAACCAAUUAAGGAGCGAACGGAUUUACCGCCCAUUCAGUACGACCCCGUUUUAUGUACAAGAAAUAACUGCCGGGCCAUUUUAAAUCCAUUUUGUCAAGUAGAUUAUAGGGCAAAGUUAUGGGUGUGCAAUUUCUGUUUCCAACGAAAUCCGUUUCCUCCACAAUAUGCUGCAAUAUCUGAACAACAUCAACCGGCUGAACUGCUUCCUGCAUUUUCCACUAUCGAAUAUACGAUAACGAGAGCUCAAUGCAUGCCUCCUAUCUAUCUGUUGGUGGUCGAUACUUGCAUGGAUGAGGAAGAGUUGGGAUCUUUAAAAGACUCGUUGCAAAUGUCUCUGAGUUUAAUGCCACCAAAUGCAUUAGUUGGACUCGUUACUUUCGGAAAGAUGGUGCAAGUGCACGAAUUGGGUACCGAGGGAUGUAGUAAAUCUUAUGUAUUUCGUGGAACGAAAGAUUUAACAGCAAAACAGAUUCAAGAUAUGUUAGGCUUGACCAAAGCUACUGGUCCCAUGCAGCAACAACCGCAAAUGCAGCAAAUACCUGGACAACCUAUGAGAGGACCACCAACACAAACUGCACCUCCCAUUAAUCGGUUUUUACAACCAUUGGCAAAUUGUGAGAUGUGUCUUACUGAUUUGAUUGGUGAAUUGCAAAGAGACCCAUGGCCGGUGCCACAAGGCAAACGUUAUUUGAGAUCUACAGGAGCGGCGCUAUCGAUAGCUGUGGGACUUUUGGAAUGUACUUAUCCGAGUACCGGCGCGCGUAUUAUGAUGUUUUUGGGGGGUCCAUGUUCUCAAGGCCCAGGUCAAGUUGUUAACGAUGACCUCAAGUUACCAAUUAGAUCUCAUCAUGAUAUUCAAAAGGAUAAUGCGAAGUACAUGAAAAAAGCGAUUAAACACUAUGAAGCGUUAGCUUUACGUUCUGCAACAAACGGACAUGCCGUCGAUAUUUACUCGUGUGCACUGGAUCAAACUGGUUUGAUGGAAAUGAAGCAGUGUUGCAAUUCUACCGGGGGUCACAUGGUAAUGGCAGACUCCUUCAAUUCGUCCUUAUUCAAGCAAACUUUCCAAAGAGUAUUUGCACGUGAUCCAAAAGGCGACCUUAGGAUGGCAUUUAAUGGUACAUUGGAAGUGAAAUGCUCUCGUGAAUUGAAAAUUCAGGGUGGUAUCGGAUCUUGUGUUUCGUUAAAUGUGAAAAGUCCGCUAGUUUCGGAUUCCGAAAUAGGAAUGGGAAAUACAGUUCAGUGGAAAAUGUGUGCAUUUACUCCAAGUACAACGAUGGCUUUAUUCUUUGAAGUUGUUAAUCAGCAUUCAGCACCCAUACCGCAGGGUGGGCGUGGUUGUAUACAAUUCAUCACCCAGUACCAACAUACUACUGGUCAAAGACGAAUUAGAGUAACUACUGUCGCUCGCCAUUGGGCAGAUGCCACAACAAGCUUGCACAAUAUAAGCUCAGGUUUUGACCAAGAAGCUGCCGCCGUGCUGAUGUCUAGAAUGGUUGUGUAUAAGGCAGAAACCGAUGAUGGACCUGAUGUUUUACGUUGGGUCGACAGAAUGUUAAUUCGAUUGUGUCAAAAAUUCGGAGAAUACAACAAAGAUGAUCCGGGCAGUUUUAGGUUGAGCGAAAACUUCAGUCUUUAUCCGCAGUUUAUGUAUCACCUUCGGAGAUCGCAAUUUCUGCAGGUGUUUAAUAAUUCACCGGACGAAACUUCAUUUUACCGACACAUGUUGAUGCGUGAAGAUCUCACACAAUCGCUAAUUAUGAUUCAACCCAUCCUUUACAGUUAUAGUUUUAACGGUCCUCCCGAACCAGUCUUGUUGGACACCAGUUCUAUACAGGCCGAUCGCAUUUUACUAAUGGACACAUUCUUCCAAAUACUAAUAUUCCACGGAGAGACAAUUGCACAAUGGCGUAGUAUGAAGUAUCAAGAUAUGCCGGAGUACGAGAACUUUAGGCAGCUGUUGCAAGCACCAGUCGAUGACGCUCAGGAGAUUUUGCAGACACGUUUCCCAAUGCCACGAUACAUUGACACGGAACAAGGCGGAUCUCAAGCGAGAUUUUUAUUAUCUAAAGUGAAUCCCAGUCAAACACAUAAUAACAUGUAUACGUAUGGGGCUGAUGGUGGUGCACCAGUUUUAACAGAUGAUGUUUCGUUACAAGUGUUUAUGGACCAUUUAAAGAAAUUGGCAGUAUCGUCUACAGCAUAAGGCAUUUUUUAGGGAAAGUUUAUCAUUUUAUUAACAAGUGAACAUGUUAUUUAUGCCAUUUUUUGAAAUAUAGAAAUAGAGUGUAGAGUUGAUGGUAAUGAUUAAAAUAGACCGAUUAUUAAUUAGGAAGUGGAA